AUGGAUCCCGGAUCGCCAGCUUCACAAGCUGCCCAAGGGAGAAGGAUACUUCAGCGGAUACCUGAUUUAACGCUGAAAACCUACAUAGUCGGCCUCCAAAAGUCGUUCAUGGCCUCUAAGAAACUCCAAAGAGCACUGGGACUGCAAGGAGGGCCUGUAGUUCCUUUCGCUGCUCCACCGCCUGUUCCUGGGGAUCUCGUGGAGGCGUACAACAAGGGAUUGAGUGAGUUCGUUUGGGAGUCUAGCAGUCAGAGUGAGGGUAUCUCUGCCGUGGGCUACUCCCAGUUGGGGAGUGAUGACGGAAGCGGCGAAGAUGGAGGGAUCAGCUGGAAUGGAGGUCGUACUCCGUUGUUAAUGCGCAGCGAAGAGUACCUAGUUCUUGGGGAAGAUACCGGGUAUGAACGGGUCGUGAGUGAGAUCUCUGAUGUCGACGAAACUAGAAGGGGUAGAGAAGAGUGCAUAGACGCAGAUGAAGACAUCGAAACGGAAUCAGCGACGUUUGUACCUUCCAAACAUGUCGACGAAUUGCAACUUUCGGGCGGACAUUACGACACCGACACUAAAAUGGAAGCUGGAAUAGCCGGAUCUUCUUCUUCAUACACCACCGUGCCAGCCUCUAGUCUUGAAACGGGUGCUCCAGCAAGUAAUUUCCUCUCAUCCCUGACCCAGCUGGCAGAAACGACCACUAAAAAUCAACUAGAGCCCUCUCGGCAACCGCAACCAGUCAUUGUCAUCAUAUCUCCAGAUCAAGAACAACGAGGCUCCCGUAAGCGACCCAAGGCUCGCGAUUCCCCCGAAACCAUGUCCACUCAAUCAACGCCUCGAUCUCGGCGACGACCGGGUAAGAAGCGGCGCGGAGAUUCAGUCCAGAGCUUUACCACACUUCCAAUAACCCAAGCCCAUGCCUGGAAGACGCCUUUCCCUGGAAACACUGAAAACCUUGCCCAUACCCUUCUCAAUUGGCACUCCGUCAUGCAUCAUAUGUACUCGAAUGCCAGCCAACCCGACCUCUUAGCUUUCCAUCCUAUGUUCGCUUUCAAGCCAUCGAAGCCUAAGAGUGUCCCCCUUGUAGCUGCCAGCUUCUGGAGUACUGGAUCCGAACCACAUAAGGAGUUGUAUCGAAUCGAAGCAGGGGAUGUGGCGCGGCUGUUGUACAAGGAAGUCGACACAUUUGCUAAGAGGCGGGAGAUGGAGAGUGAUAAGGAGAAGGGAAACCAAAAGGUCGGACUGAGAGAGAUAUUCAAGAAGAAGGAUGUCAAGGGCAAGGAACCACGAGAUGUGAGCUUGACGACAGAUGGACGCUGGCGGUUCUUAGUAAUCCGUGGGCACCUAGAUGCAAAUGAGGAAUAUGAAGAGCUAGAUGACGGGGUUUGUGUUGCUCCCUACGCAAUCCUAGCCUUCCCUACGACAGCUGUCACAUACACAUCUGAGUCCUUGUUCAACUGCCCUCCAGAGUCACCUCCAGAACCAGCAUCUACGACCCCAGAGCGGCCAGCUCUCAGCAGAUUCGCAUCAAUGCCAAUGCUCAGCCGGGCCUUUAGCCGAAGCUGCGCAUCUGUUCGCGCUACUUCCACCACGAAUCUUAAUGGGCCGAAACAGCUUUCCAUACCGAGUUUGCAAACUCACGAGGUUCCAAAGGCAACGCCUCCUCCAGCUCUUCUUCGUCGUACACUACUCUGGUUCGAGAUAGCGGGUCAUGUUCCUCUGGUGGAGGGCUAUAGGACUGACACCUUCGCUUGGCGACCAUUCCUAGAGGCUGUAGGUCGGGGAGAGGGGAAAAUCCAAUUAUGGUCUGAGCCGCAUCGUUAA
This is a messenger RNA of Lindgomyces ingoldianus, 1809 nucleotides long. RefSeq lists its product as uncharacterized. NCBI's taxonomy places the organism in Eukaryota, Fungi, Ascomycota, Dothideomycetes, Pleosporales, Lindgomycetaceae. The transcript has a single exon. The record is from RefSeq and is a predicted model, not a curated record. The coding region runs from base 1 to 1809 and encodes 602 amino acids.